AUGGGAUUGUGCAGCAGCAAGAAACGAAUGACGACCGAAAUGUCGGAUGAGGAAGUGUCAGCGAUUCGUGAAGUCUGGAUUCGGUAAGACUCGGGGAACAUGUUUGACUGAUUGGGUUCUAUUUACUGUUAAUCCCUGACAGCAUGCAACCAGACAUCAAACGGGAAAAAAGAAAGUCACAAGAAAAUGGAAUUCCAUUAAGCGCCCCCGUCACGCGUCAGGCACAUUGCGCGCUCUGAUCACUGUCCCACGGAUUCUUGCAUAAUUCUUGAAGACCUCUUAUUUUUCUUGCAGAGCUAAAACAGAUAAUGUUGGCAAGAAAAUCUUGCAAACUCUGAUCGAGAAGCGUCCAAAGUUCGCCGAGUAUUUUGGAAUCCAGAGUGAAAGUUUGGAUAUCCGGGCGUUGAACCAAAGCAAAGAAUUUCAUCUUCAGGUAGCAAAACAGAAAUAAUUUUUUUAAAAGUUGGUUUUUUCCAGGCUCACCGAAUCCAGAACUUUCUCGACACUGCAGUCGGAUCUCUCGGAUUCUGUCCGAUUUCUAGUGUCUAUGACAUGGCACAUCGCAUCGGACAAAUUCACUUCUACAGAGGAGUCAAUUUCGGCGCCGACAACUGGCUCGUCUUCAAAAAGGUCACUGUCGACCAGGUGACCACUGGCGCCACCGACAGUUCCAAAGAAAAGGACAAGGAAGAGACGAAUAGCAAUGGGACCGCAAAUGGGAAAGUUGACACCGAAGCAAACUUGAUCCCGGUAUAUAAUGUAACUGUAUCAUUAUUUCAAAGUUACUGAAAGUUUGUUUAGAUCGCCGACAUCAACAAUGUUUACAGUGGAGAGAAUUGCUUGGCUCGUUUGGGAUGGAACAAAUUGAUGACCGUCAUUGUCCGUGAGAUGAAGAGAGGUUAGGUUUCAAGUUUUCUCAAACAACUCUUAAAAUAUUUUAAAGGAUUCCUGGAAGAGGCGAUGCGCAAUUGCAAGGAAGAGGACAACAACGGACUUCUCGGCGCUUGA
Molecule: messenger RNA, 1008 nt
Organism: Caenorhabditis sp. 36 PRJEB53466
Lineage: Eukaryota; Metazoa; Nematoda; Chromadorea; Rhabditida; Rhabditidae
Source: the annotation of a GenBank genome assembly